This is a messenger RNA of Microthlaspi erraticum, 639 nucleotides long. NCBI's taxonomy places the organism in Eukaryota, Viridiplantae, Streptophyta, Magnoliopsida, Brassicales, Brassicaceae. The record is from the annotation of a GenBank genome assembly.
AUGAGAAAGAAUAGAGGUGGAGAAGUAGGUAAAAAUGUCAAUGAGUCGUAUAAGAAAGGUUUGUGGACAGUUGAAGAAGACAAGAUCCUCAUGGAUUAUGUCAAAGCUCAUGGCAAAGGCCACUGGAAUCGCAUUGCCAAAAAGACUGGUUUGAAGAGAUGUGGAAAGAGCUGCCGAUUGAGAUGGAUGAAUUAUCUUAGCCCAAACGUGAAAAGAGGCCAUUUCACUGAACAAGAAGAGGAUCUUAUCAUUCGACUCCACAAGUUGCUUGGCAAUAGGUGGUCUUUGAUAGCUAAAAGAGUUCCAGGUCGAACGGACAAUCAAGUGAAGAACUACUGGAAUACACAUCUAAGUAAAAAAACUGAAAUCAAAGAUCAAGCAAUCAAACCCAUCAACAAGGACAAUCAGAUGAUUAAUAUGGGAAGUAUGACAGAUGCAUCCGAAGAAAGAUUUUUGGAUGUGAAAGUUGAUAAGAAAAAUAUUAUCGGUGAUGAUAUAUUACUUAUGAGCGAAGGUUUUAAUCUUCUCCAUCAAGGUAAUAACUAUACGAGUUCGUCGCUUUGGGGUCAUCAUGAGGAGGCUUUUGAGCUUAGCACACUCACCUACAUGAUGGAGUUCAUAGAUGGGCAUUGUAAUUAA